AGUUCUCACCCGGAAGUGUGUGCUUGUUUUUGUUUUGAGAGAAGCGAGUACUGUGCGCAGAUGGAUCCGAGGGAAACUACAGUCUAGAGCACCACCAUCCUCAUGAUGAACUUCGAGGGAUUGGAACCGGGUCUGGGCGAGUACGCGCCCAGUCUGCAUGGCAGCAUGGAGCCUGGUCUGAACUCAUCCCUGGACCGGCGGCUCGACCCGGCGCUGCUGCAGGGUGUAGAGCUCAACCCCGACUCGCUGGCCGUCCCCGUGUCUGAGUCCAUGCACAUACUGGAGGGCAUGUACUCGGAGCUUCACAGUGUGGCCGCGGAAGUCGGCAUCCCCGUGACAGCUGCGCACUUCGACCUGCAGGAAGAGCUGUUGUGGAUGGGGAAUCACCGGGGACACGCAAGUUCCUUCUUUGGUCCGACGAUGGGACGGUAUUCCUCUUUCCAGGUGCAUAUGGCUGAUGACAUUCGCCAUAUACAGAGUAUGGACACGGGGGUACUGUUUCUGACCAAAAACAACCUCAAAUGCCUCACACGUGGAGGAUUCCUUAUGUUUGAUUAUCCGAUGGAGGAGGGUGCAGAUAUGCAUAGCUUGCUUCUGACCGAUAAUAACACAUUGGUAAUGGGAGGUCUGCAGAACUAUGUGGCUGAACUGGACCUCGCUACGGUGCAGGAAACACAAAAAUUUACUGUUGAGGUGCCUGGAGUCGCCAUCAUGAGACAGUCCAAUCGCUUCUUCUUUUGCGGUCACACCUCUGGCAAGGUGUCAUUGCGUGAUCUCCGCACAUUUAAAAUGGAACACGAGUUUGACGCUUUCUCCGGCAGCCUGUCUGAUUUUGAUGUACAUGGUAACCUGUUGGCAGCCUGUGGCUUCUCGAGUUGCGGCCUAAAUGGACUGUCGUGUGACCGGUUCCUUAUGGUGUAUGACCUGCGCAUGAUGAGAGCAAUCACCCCAUUGCAGGUCCAUGUGGACCCCCUUUUCCUCCGCUUUAUCCCAACAUACACCUCACGCCUGGCUAUCAUUUCACAAACAGGUCAGUGUCAGUUUUGCGAGCCCACAGGCCUGGCUAGUGUGGCUGACAUAUUCCACGUGAACACAGUGGGGCAGCUCCUGAUGAGCUUUGAUGUGUCAUCCAGCAAACAGGCACUCUCUUUUGGGGACUCAGGUGGCUGUAUGCACCUGUGGUCCAGCACUCCAGAGGUGUCCUUUAACAGUUACUCCAGAGAGACCGAGUUAGUCCUGCCCUGUCUUGUGGACUCACUACCCCAGCUGGAUUGGAACCAUGAGCUGAUGCCUCUGUCUCUUCUGCCCAUGCCUCUCACUAGUACUGAGCCCCUGCUCUCUGAUUGGCCCACGUCCCAUAUUGCGCCCAGCCCCAGGAAUAGUUCACCCAAAAAUGAAAAGUCUCUCAUUGUUUACUCACCCUCAUGGUACUCCAGACGAGCUCCUCCUGUAGAUCCAGAGAUUCUUAGGACUAUGAAAACUGUGGGAUUUAUUGGAUAUGCCCCCAAUCCUAGAACCCGUCCAAGAAACCAGGUUCCUUAUAAGAUAAAAGAUGUAGAGCUCGAAUAUGACAGCUAUAAUCAAGUCUCAGAGUCUCCCAAUGGUCGAGAUGAGGAGCCCCAUCUUUACAUGGUUCCAAAGAAGUACAGAAAGGUGACCAUUAAAUAUUCCAAACUGGGACUGGAAGACUUUGACUUCAAGCACUAUAACAGGACUCUCUUUGCUGGUCUGGAGCCUCACAUACCUAACGCCUACUGUAACUGCAUGAUCCAGGUGUUGUAUUUCCUGGAGCCAAUCAGGUGCAUGGUACAGAAUCACUUGUGUCAGAAGGAGUUCUGUCUGGCCUGUGAGCUAGGCUUUCUCUUUCACAUGCUGGAUCUGAGUAGAGGAGACCCCUGCCAGGCCAGUAAUUUUCUCCGGGCUUUCCGGACAAUCCCAGAGGCAUCGGCGCUGGGUUUGAUCCUAGCUGACUCGGAUGAGCAGACAGGGAAAGCCCGUCUGGGCCGUCUCAUCCAGAGCUGGAACCGUUUCAUACUUGCACAGCUACAUCAGGAGACACUGGAGCAGGAGGGACCACAGGCGUACAGAGGAGCGAGCAGCAGUGCUCUGGGUUCUUCAGGGGAGUCUGUGAUUGGACGGUUGUUUGGCUGUGAAGUGGAGAACAGCAGUUUAUGUCGUUGUGGGAAGGAAACAGUUCGCUCCUCUUUGACUCUGCUGUUCACUAUGCACUACCCUGAGCAGAGAUCUCUUGAUAAGACGAUAGAGGAGCAUGAAUUUGCAGAGAUCCUGAAGAAGAGUAUUUGUCUGGAACAGAUCACGCAGGCCUGGUGUGACAACUGUGAGAAAUACCAGCCAACAGUGCAGACCCGAAACAUUCGCUGUCUGCCUGAUGUUCUGGUGAUAAACUGUGAGGUGAACAGUGCUAAGGAAGCAGAGUUCUGGAAAGCACAGACUGAGUAUGCAUUCAACAGAGCUCUGAAGAAAGAGGCAGCGGAACCUCCCAAACCAAAAGAGCCUCUUCCUUCAGAAUGGUGCUUAGAGGAUGAACUGUGUAGUGUGGAGGGCUUGACGUUUGACAUGCAAGCAGAGGACAUGAGACAUGUGUGGAUCCCUCUCAGUCUGAAGAUGUGCAUUAGUAAGACUCAAGGCCUGGAGGUCAGCAGCCUGUCUGAGGGAAAGGAGCUGACUGAAAGUGAAGAGGCAGAGGGGGCGUCUGUCUACGACCUGGUCGUCACGGUGUCGCAUAUCCAGGAUGCUCGGACCGGAGGAAACCUGGUGGCUCAUAUCAAAGUGGGCGAGACCUACCACCAGAGGAAAGAGGGAGUAACACACCAGCAGUGGUAUCUAUUCAAUGAUUUUCUGAUUGAGCCUAUUGACAAGGCAGAAUCAGCUCAGUUUGAUGUGAACUGGAAGGUUCCAGCUGUACUUUACUACACCAAGAGAAACUACAACGCCAAGUAUGACCUCCGCAUUAAAAAUCCCAUUGAGGCCAGCGUUCUGCUGACGGAGGCCUCAUUGGCACGGAAACAGAGGAAGAGUCAUGCCACCUUCAUACCCCUCAUGGUGAGCGAGAUGCCUCAGACUGGAGACCUUGUGGGACUGGACGCUGAGUUUGUUACGCUCAACCAGGAAGAGGCAGAACUGCGCAGUGAUGGGACCAAGUCCACCAUUAAACCCAGUCAGAUGUCUGUGGCUCGUAUCACCUGUGUGAGAGGCCAGGGAUCUAAUGAAGGAGUGCCAUUCAUUGAUGACUACAUCUCUACGCAAGAACAGGUGGUGGACUACCUGACCCAAUACUCUGGUAUCAAACCUGGGGACCUGGAUGCUAAGAUCUCUUCCAAACACUUGACAACACUGAAAUCAACAUAUCUCAAACUUCGCUUUCUUAUCGACACUGGCGUUCGCUUUGUUGGUCACGGUUUACAGAAGGAUUUCAGAGUAAUAAAUUUGAUGGUACUUUAUAUAUUCUGCUACAGUAUCACUGUCCAUUUCCUGUAUGCCUAAAGCACUUUGUAAUCCUUAUUUAGUAGGCCUACCUAAUUAAUAAAGCAUAUCAUUGCACAUAAUUAUAGGAUUAAAUACAUAUUAGGCCUGCUGUUGCGCUGCACUUAAGCAAAUAAAUGCAUGUACAAACAGUCGGCCCAUCGUAAUGUAGCAUAUACUGUCACAGAAAGCACAAACGUAAGCCAACUUAUAAACCUCAUUACAAAUUAUGUAAAACAGUAUUGUAUCUGGUGUUUUUUUAAGAAAGGGUCUAUAAUUUAUUAUUUCAUUAAUUGUAUUUUCACUAAGAUUCCUGUCUGCAAAAUGGUGCUUGAAGAGAUGGUGCUUCAGGUUUAAAGUGUUUCCUACCUAAGCUGACACUUUUUUUUUAACAAACCUUACAAAUUCUUGUAUUUGGUUCCCCCAAGCAAUCAGACUUUUGAACUCUUGAUCGCUCACGAUACAUAUAUCAGCACCGUGCUUUAUUAGCCUCAGACUGGACCCACAUUUUAUACUUCACUUAAUAACACACUGGCAACUAUCAGCGGACAGCUGAAUGUCAACACAACACUUCAUAUUUAUUUCCACUGAUUACAAUAUUUUUUAUUGUAUACAGUCUUUUUAUUUUGUGCAUACUGUAUAUUGUAUAUUAUUAGGUGUACAUUGUAUAUUGUGUUGUGUAACAGAUGUGUAAACUGUGUCAUGUUUAUUGUAAUUGUCAUACUGCUAUGUUGCUUGGAACCGUAUUAUUGCACUUGUGUAUAUGGUUGAGUGACAAUAAAGGGAUUUGAUUUGAUUUUGAUUUGAAAUUGGGUAACUGAGAAACAUUGAUUAUGCCUCAUGGGUAAAGUAGCAUACCAAUGUAUUCCCACACCGCUGACUUAAACCACUUUGGUAGGGUAAAUGAAGGUUCAGGCUCCGACGUGUCUGUGUGCUGCGCUAAUGUACGGAGAGACGGUUAAAUGUGAAAUGAGGAAGCUGCAAUUUAGAGAUUUAUUCGAUCACGUCAGGGUUAAAUUAUGCUGUGUAUGAAUGAAUGAAUGAAUGAAUGUUACAUUCACUGUAUAAAGUGCUUUUCUGACACUACACUCAAAGCGGUUUACAUAGUGAACAGGGGACUCUCUUCAACACUCACGCCAUCCUGGAUGUGUAUGAUUUUCUUUCUUCUGCAGAACACAAAUGAUAUUUUUUAGAAUAAAAUCUAAGCACUGUAGGCC
This is a messenger RNA of Myxocyprinus asiaticus (Chinese sucker), 4700 nucleotides long. RefSeq names its product PAN2-PAN3 deadenylation complex catalytic subunit PAN2-like. NCBI's taxonomy places the organism in Eukaryota, Metazoa, Chordata, Actinopteri, Cypriniformes, Catostomidae. Gene Ontology annotation, biological process: mRNA processing; nuclear-transcribed mRNA poly(A) tail shortening. The record is from RefSeq and is a predicted model, not a curated record. Gene Ontology annotation, cellular component: PAN complex; P-body. The transcript is spliced from 25 exons. The coding region runs from base 103 to 3504 and encodes 1133 amino acids. Gene Ontology annotation, molecular function: protein binding; nucleic acid binding; poly(A)-specific ribonuclease activity.